Molecule: messenger RNA, 2338 nt
Organism: Amborella trichopoda
Lineage: Eukaryota; Viridiplantae; Streptophyta; Magnoliopsida; Amborellales; Amborellaceae
Cellular component (GO): NSL complex
Source: RefSeq, a predicted model, not a curated record
UCAUUUUUUUACAGGUCGGCUUCGAGACUUCCCCCACGCCUCUUCUCUCUCUCCUUAAAUCUCGGUCACCUCCCUCUGUCUCUCUCUCUCUCUAAACUUCAAAUGUCCUUGAACCUCUCUCUCUCUCUCUAGAAUCUCUCAAAUCCCAACAGUCCUUACGUCUCUCUCACUUAUGAGCACUUCUCUCUCUCUGACUCUCUGUUCAUCGGUCUCUUGUGUAUAUAAACCUCCCCUGUUCAAACACCAACUUCAAAUCUCCGUUCCACCAAAAAAAACAGGGACGAGAGCCUUGACCUCGAAUCUUCUUCUUCUCCCAUGGGGAUCCCCUGAAAAACCCAUCUCUCCAAAACCCCUUUAAAACCCUAAACCAGAGAGAAAAAAGAGGAUAAGCCUCUGAAUCCCAAGAUGGGUAUCACCAGUAGGCAAAAAACCCCCAAAAAACCCUUUCAAACCAGCUUUCUCCCCAUCAAUGGCGUCUCAGAACCAGAAAGGAGCGCAAGCAAUAGCGACACUGAUUCUAUGCAGGAAGGUCCCUCUCAUGCCGAAGCUAAUGGAGGUUCGGUUGGUCUUUUAGAGAGAGAAAGACCCAUUAAAGGCAUGGAUGCCAUGGCCUUGGAGGAGGUGAUUAGAGGAAGAAGCGACCGGGUCAAGAAGCUUUUGAGUAUUUACAGAGAGCAGUACUGGUUAUUAAUGGAGGAGCUGAGGUACAAGUACAGGGAGUACUCCUGGAGGUUUGGGAAAUGUGGGUUUGAUGAGAAGAAGGAUGAGAGAGAAAGAAAGGAAGAGAGAGAAAGAGAGGGAGAAGCCGGGGUUGGGUCUAAGUUAGAGAGAGAAGGAGGGGUGCGGUGUUUGUAUCAAAGUUGUAAGGCAAAGCCAAUGGCGCUCUGUGAUUAUUGCCAUGCCCAUGUUCUUUCUGAUAGCAAGCAACAAUUAUACAAGGGAUGUUCAUAUGUUAUUAAGAGCUUGCCGUCGGGAGCUGUUAUUUGUGGUAAGCCUGUUUUAAAGGCAACUGUGCCUUCUCUCUGUUCUAAUCACGUCCUAAAAACGCGAAGGAAUGUGGCCUUGUCACUUAAGAAGGCGGGCCUUGGCAUGCCUUCUUCAAAUAAGCAUGCCUCGAAAUUCCAUGUCAUGAUUGCCGAGUAUGUGCGCUUUAUUCAAGCCAAACGUAGAAGGCUUCGGAAUGGGUUCUCUUCUGGGGUAUCAGAAAUUAAACCCGAUACAUAGUUUAUUGCAGGCUUCUACAUGCAUUUGUUUACGGAAAAUGCAAUCUUAAAAUCAUGUUUCCUUUUGGGGAGCACAUUCUUGGAUCCAAAUCCUGUUCUAGCAACUGGUGGUUAAAAUAUAUAAUGGGUUCUUGCUCAUUCAAGCCAAGAGAGGAGGAUUCCAAAUGGAACUCCGCCCAUGAAAUACAGUACUGAAAUGAAUGCAACCUUACAAGGAAGCUUGCUGCUCUCAAGAAAGACCGAACUUCUUUGCAGGAAUUCAAGAAUUUGUAUCUGGAAAAGUUUAGCUUGAGCCAAUAUCAGUAAGUAAUUCAUGCACCCAUAUCCUGUUUUGGCAACCAGAACAUAUAUGGAUUCUCGUACUUUUGAUCCGAGUGCAGCCAUAACAUAUGAUGCGUCCUCGUACCUAUUUUCAUAUGGAUCAGAAUGUGAAAUUGAGGCUCAUUUAACAGAAUGGGAUUUUGAACGAUUGUGUGCCCAUAGAAUUUGGCUGGAAUGAGUUCUACGGAUGAAGCUGAUUGAGAGGCAAGGGGACCCAGGUAAACUGCUAGUGGUGAAUUUCAACAAAGAUUCUUGGUUGCAGCUUUACACAUUAUUUUGUCUGGAAUAUGCUCACUUACUUUUCAACCUCAAAAUCAACCAUACCCACAUACUUUUCGACAUCAAUGUUAACGAGGUCUAUGGUCUCAUCUCCACGAUUUUACGUUAUUAAUUCUAUUGAUACAAGAAAAGAAGAAGCGAAAACAGAAUUUGAAGGGGAUUGUUAUGAGAUUAGGUGUUGGAGUUGCAGAAAACUACAUCCCUUAUUGACACAUUUAUUCACUGCAGCUCAAGCCUCCUAUAUUGGCACUACUGCUGAUGCACAAGGACAGAAGGCUGGUUUGCAAUCACUGACCUCUUAUCGCAAGUUCCUAUUUUCCUUUUCACUUUCUAACAAAUUGUAAACAAUGGAACCCCGUUGUCGUUCCUAUUUUCCUUUUCAAAAAAAAAAUUGUAAACUAUUCAAAUUAUUUUACUGCUGACAUGUUUAUUUUGAUAUUUAUUCAACUUUCAGUUGUAAAAUGAGAUUCAACUUUCCUGGUCUGAAAUCUGCUAAUGGAAGCAUUUUUGUCAAU